AUGGACGCCGCGGUGGCCUGGGUGCUGCUGGGCGCGGCGCUCAGCGACUGGAGCACCGCCGGGGAAGCUCAGCCGUCCAUUACAUGUCAUGAGGAAAAUGGGCCUUCUCCCCAGUUGAUGAUGCAUCACAAGCACACACCAUCAGAUCUUUCUAGUAUCAGUGUCGAGAUUGUGGAAAUACAAGGGAACUGUCAACUUAAUAUAACCUGGAUCAUUAAUGCAGAUGCAAGCAUCAAACACCUGAGUGCCACCAAGAUAUGUAUGACACUUGCACACCAAGAAUGUAUUAGAUGUGAUUACACAGAAGAGUUUCCAGGCCAAAUUAGGCAUGAUGGUCAGAAAUGGCAGUUCCAAUACAUUGGAUUUUCUGUAGAAGAAAAUAAAGAUUACCGCAUUAAUGCUUUUAACCUACCACCAGCAAAUAUAAAUGAAGAUCAUCCACGGAAAUACAUAAUGAAAACGUCUCCAGAUUGUCAAGACAAUGUAUUGAAAUAUUGCAACACCUGCAUAGAAAAAGGAAGCUUGUGGGACCCAAAUAUAACUGUAUGCUACAUGGAGUCAGAAGUAGAAGUGAAUUUUACAACUAGUAGAUUUUGUCCAACAUAUAGAAUUUUAAUUUGUGACCCCGACCCUGACUCUGACGACUGCAGUGAUCACACUGUGAAUACUGACAAGAGGAAUGAUACUAGAAUUUCUGAAAGGAUACAGAUGACUGGUCAAAAGAACAAAAUCUUUCAAGAGCUAAUUCCUCAUUUUCCAAAAUGUGGAAAUGACUGUCGAAGGUACUUUACCCAUCAAAUACUAUGUUCUGAAGAACCUACCAAUGCUUCUAUACUCAGAUAUAUUUGCAUACUUGCUGCUUCCUUUCUGAUAGUAUGCAUAGUUGCUGCUGUAGUAUAUUCCAAGAGGAGGCACGGUGCAGUCAACAACUGGGCUGUUUUCCAUCCUACAGUGCAAAAAAUACCUGCUACAAUCCUUGUUGUAUAUUCCCAGGAAGUGUGUUUUCAGCAUAUUGUGCUCGUAUUUGCUGAAUUUCUGCAUGAAUGCUGCCAAAGUAAUGUCGUAAUAGAUGUAUGGCAAAAACGGAGAAUUGCUGAAAUAGGCCCAGUACAAUGGCUUACUACUCAAAAAGAAAUUGCUGAUAAAGUAAUUUUUCUCAGCCCAUGCCAUACAAGUCCUACAUGUGAUUCAGCUUGUAAAACAACUAUAGAAAGUCACAAGAACUCUGAAUGUAUGUUCACUCUUGCGUUUAACCUCUUCUGCAGUGACUUGAAAAAUCAGUUUUCUCUCCACAAAUACAUGGUUGUCUCUUUCAAUGAAACAAAUCCAGCUAAGAGUAUCCCAAGUCCCUUGAACAUCUGCCCGAGAUAUUUUCUAAUGAAGGAUAUUGACUCCUUUUGUAGAGACCUUUGUCUUUCACAGAGUCCAAGGUGUGAUGGAGAAACAAAGUCAAAGUGCAGCUGGAGAUUUAAGAUGAAACGUAAAUUACAAGUGCCUAGGACUAAAUGUUAGGAUAAUAAAAUCAGACAACCAUCGCACACCUCAUGCGUAAGGAUGACUUACUGCAACUGCCCCAUGGCAAGAAGCAGCGGGUACUAUAGCAACACAUUCUAAAAGUAUUCUUACAUGCUUGUGUUCUGCUUGUAGAGUAUAUAGAAGUGAAAGGAAACUUCUGUAGUGUAUCACAGGUUCUUGUA
Elgaria multicarinata webbii is the source of this 1697-nucleotide messenger RNA. RefSeq names its product interleukin 17 receptor B (gene IL17RB). The transcript has 11 exons. The coding region runs from base 1 to 1512 and encodes 503 amino acids. Gene Ontology annotation, molecular function: interleukin-17 receptor activity. The record is from RefSeq and is a predicted model, not a curated record. NCBI's taxonomy places the organism in Eukaryota, Metazoa, Chordata, Lepidosauria, Squamata, Anguidae.